Cyprinodon variegatus (sheepshead minnow) is the source of this 2840-nucleotide messenger RNA. Its product is annotated as FERM domain-containing protein 7-like. The transcript has 12 exons. Gene Ontology annotation, cellular component: cytoskeleton. The record is from RefSeq and is a predicted model, not a curated record. NCBI's taxonomy places the organism in Eukaryota, Metazoa, Chordata, Actinopteri, Cyprinodontiformes, Cyprinodontidae. Gene Ontology annotation, molecular function: cytoskeletal protein binding; guanyl-nucleotide exchange factor activity. Bases 35 to 2374 code for a protein of 779 amino acids.
AUUUUCCCUUUCCUGAGUAAAAUAAAAAAGGAGGAUGGGAGACCGAAAUCAGCGGACGCAAACUCUAGGAGGUCUCGCGACCAAGUCGCUGGUCUCCAAAGAGACCAAGCUCCGGCUGCGCGUGAUCUUUCUGGAUGACAGCGAGCGCACCUUCGAGGUGGAGCAAAACGUUUUAGGUGGGGACUUCUUCAACAAAGUUUGCGGCCAUCUGAAACUGCUUGAGAAGGAGUACUUUGGACUGGAGUUCAGACACCACAGCGGCCAUUAUGUUUGGUUGGAACUGCUUAAGCCUCUAGUCAAACAGAUUAAAUACACCAAUGACUUAUUCUUUAGAUUUAUAGUCAAGUUCUUCCCACCAGACCCUGGUCAACUAAAGAGAGGCCUCACAAGGUAUCUUUUUGCCUUACAGAUCAAGCAGGAUUUAUCUACGGGCAGUCUAACAUGCAAUGACAACAGUGCCGCCCUGCUGGUCUCACACAUACUACAGUCAGAGAUAGGGGACUAUGAUGAGGAGCUGGACUAUCAGCACUUGGAGAUGAAGCACUAUGUCCCCAACCAGGAAUAUCUGGAUCAUAAAAUAAUCAGGCUUCAUAAAAGACACAGAGGAGUUUCUCCAGCAAAUUCGGACAUCCAGCUGCUGGAGGUGGCGAGGAAGCUGGACAUGUACGGCAUCAGGCCCCAUCCGGCCAACGACGGGGAGGGCAUGAGGAUCAACCUGGCCGUCACUCACUCCGGAGUGCUGGUUUUUCAGGGAAACACCAAAAUCAACACGUUCAGCUGGGCAAAGAUCCGCAAACUGAGCUUCAAACGCAAACAUUUCCUCAUUAAACUUCAUGAUAAAGUUGGGGCAUCCUGUAAGGACACUCUGGAGUUCGCCAUGGCGAGCCGUGAUGUUUGCAAAUCCUUCUGGAAGAUGUGUGUGGAGUAUCACGCCUUCUUCAAGCUGGCGGAGGAACCGAAGCCCAUUCAUAGAACUCUGCUGUCAUGUAAAGGCUCCAAAUUCAGAUACAGUGGGAGAACUCAGAAACAGCUGCUGGAAUGUAUGGGAUCAGGAGAAAAGAAGCCUUCACGCUAUGAAAGAACCUACGGUCAGUCCGACCAUGACCCCAGACAGUGUCGAUCUUCUCCGGAUCUCCUCACUGAUGUUUCCAAGGAGAUAUAUGAACAGACGCGCCCUUUUCCUCGGACCAGGCGCACUCUGGCGGUUCACAGUCAGGAUGAAACGGACGGACGCCGACGAGGGCUAAAUAACGCUGAUCUCUGUGAAGGAGGGGCUAAACGCAGCCAAUCAUCUGGCGAGGUCAAUCAGAGGCCACAUUCCCUCGCUCAAGUCACCCCCCUCUCUCCAUGGCACCACCGGUCAAUCCCCUCACCCAAGUUAAGAUCCUCCUCAGUGUCACUAAUGGAGGACAUGAGGGGGGAAAGGAACGUGGCGCAGCGUCAAGCCCAAAGGCUAGCGGGGGUCUAUGCUAACCGCUCCCGACGCCGGCCCAACCCGCAGCCACAUCCGGAUGCGGCUCAGCAGUUAGUUCUUCUCUACCCCAACAGCCCCGCCUACCAGUAUCACCCCGUUCUCCCAUCAUUUCCAUUCGCCGCUCCCUCGCCUCUAAACCGACAACCCUACUUGUCAGAUUAUGUCGCCAUUUCCUCACUUGAGCGUUUCCCCCAUGUAAGGAGGCAGGACUAUGUGCCAAUUGAUUGUGUCUCGCGGCCUGCUUUCUACCCCUUAGCCCAUGACUCGCCAUCCGUCUCACCAAUUAGGAGGAACUUUCGCCCAUACGGUACGGGAGGCCUAGGACUGGCUAGGGUUUAUCAAGCGGGAAGCAAUGGAGGAAGGUUACUUGGUGUUGGACGCACAGAGGUAGGGCAUUACAGUGAUGACUCCAGCUUCUUACCCGGGUUACCUCGUCGCGUGGCCAGCCAACCAGAUGUUAAGUUUCAUCUAUCUAGGAGUACAAACCCAACCUUUAACCCCGCCUCUGAGUUUAGACCCCUUGGUUACUACCCCCAUCUGACGCGGCCCUCCAGACCCACGUAUCUCCCACUCAACUCCUCCCCUCUGCCAGAUCGGCCCACCUCCAUGUGCGUGAUCGGCGGCGCCGCAGGAAGCUACAGCGACUCAGAUCCAGAGGUUUUCUACCCGUAUUAUUGCCAACCUCAUCAGCUGGGGAAGUUGGUGGGGUCUGCCGGGUUGGCCAGGAUGAGGUUUUCCUCUGGAAGUCUACAGCUGGAUGAAGAAGAUGAGGGGGAGGAGGAAGAGAAAGAAAGGACAGGUGUCUCUAAGACAGAGACCAAGGUUGAACCGGACAAGAGAGAAACCAGCGAGGGUGAGAAGACAAAAGGAGCGGCAAAGAUCACUCAAGUCACCCUAUGAAGGAUUUUUACUCACUCAAGAUUUAUGGUUCAUUAGUCAAAGCCUUCAGGUUGCUUCUCCAGAUAAAUCAAUUGUGCAUUGUAAAGAGGACAAUAAAUGUGAUGUCAAGAUGGAGACAAAACACAUUGUUGCCUUGUAUUAGUGACUGUUAGAAACGACUGGUGUUUAGUAAAUGUAAGAUCAUCCAGUAAAGAUUUACAAAAAGUUUUCAUUGUUUACAUCAACGUGAAUUACAUUUUCUGAUGGAUAUAACUUCUAAGUGUGGUCUUUGAUUUCCAUCUAUGUUAUAAUAAUUGCUGCAGUUACAGCUGCAGGUCUUUUGGGGCAGCUUUGCACAUCUAGAGUCUGGAAUUUGUCCAUUCCUGUUGACGUAAUGGAAAAGGCUGAGUCAGACUGCCACAGAUUCUUGCCUGGAUACAAGUUGGACUUUGACUGGGCUUUCCUCACAUGAAUAAGGUUUAUCUAA